AUGAACACAAUGAUAAUUAAGGAUAACAUAAAUAUGUCUAUUAAUGAAGAUGUUGAGAAAGAACUUUAUGAAUGUUUUUCUUUAUUCGAUACAAACAAAUGUGGUUACAUAGAUAUUAGAGAAUUUUACUUUGCUUUAAAAUCAUUAGGUUUAAAUUUUAAAAAAGAACAAGUGAAAAACAUUUUUUUGGAUAUAAAAAAAGAUAUUGAUGAAAAAUUAAAUUUUGAUGAGUUUUUUGACAUAGCUACAAAAUAUAUACAUACAAGAUAUAAUGAUGAGGAAAUGGAUCAAAUGUUUUCUUUAUUUGACCCAAACGAUACAGGUAAAAUAACACUACAAGCCUUAAGAAAAGUAUGCACAGAUAUAGGUGAAAAUAUUAGCGACACCGAACUUAACAACAUGAUACAUUUUGCUGACAAAAAUAAUGACAAAGUUAUUGAUAAAAAUGAAUUCAAAAAAGUACUUUUAUGCUCAUGGAAAAAUGACCCAUUAAGUGAUGUUGAUUCAGAUUCAUAA
Plasmodium reichenowi is the source of this 516-nucleotide messenger RNA. RefSeq names its product centrin-4. Gene Ontology annotation, cellular component: microtubule organizing center. The record is from RefSeq and is a predicted model, not a curated record. Gene Ontology annotation, biological process: spindle pole body duplication. The transcript has 3 exons. Bases 1 to 516 code for a protein of 171 amino acids. Gene Ontology annotation, molecular function: calcium ion binding; microtubule binding. NCBI's taxonomy places the organism in Eukaryota, Apicomplexa, Aconoidasida, Haemosporida, Plasmodiidae.